This is a messenger RNA of Colletotrichum spaethianum, 1377 nucleotides long. RefSeq lists its product as uncharacterized. Lineage: Eukaryota; Fungi; Ascomycota; Sordariomycetes; Glomerellales; Glomerellaceae. Bases 1 to 1377 code for a protein of 458 amino acids. The record is from RefSeq and is a predicted model, not a curated record. The transcript has a single exon.
AUGGAACAGCAGGUGCUACACCGUUUUGAACAGUACAGGGAAAAGUACCUGCUUCAGUUGCUCCAGUUGUUUCACGUCGUACUCUUGAAGCCCCUAUCAAUACAGUCUGAGACUUCCACCUGGGAAACGUUUAUCGAGGUCGCCUGGCCUGAAACCUUUUGCAAGCUGGAGUACGCGCACAUCGGCCACGGAACCUUGGCCUGCGAAUGUGAGGCGACGAAGGAGGAGUGGCGCGCCAACACUGCGUACUCUAAACGGAAGAACGAGGCAUUAGCUAUCCUCAACAGUCUCGAAUCAAGGAGCGGGCCUCAAGGCGCGUAUGCCUACUACUGGUGGACGCAGGGCUUUGCCGAGAACGAUGACUGGAAACCAACUGAAAGAGCCGACAACCUGUACUCCAAAUACCACCCGGUGAACGAUUUCUUGCCGUUCCUGAUGACGUUUGUAAACUUCCGACGAGAGGAUUACGACAAAAGGUAUCACAAUCUCCGCAACAUGGCUAGAACGUGUCUGGCACAGCUGAAGCAGAGAGGCGAAGAAGUUUCUCAGGAGCACCCGAAAGCGGGUUACUGGCAGCAAUGCGGGAUUCGCUGGAUCGGGUUCGAUGACUGGGAAAAUUCGCUGAACCGGCGCAUGGAGUUCCUGGAAUGGGUUUACCAAUUUCUCGCGCUGGACGCUGGACUCCACGAGAGCGUGAUGAUGUACCUCGGCGCCGGCCUGCUCGCUAUGCUCAACCCCUGGCCCAACCCGCAGGUCCACGAUCACCCCUCGCAUCCCUCUCUAUAUGCCUUGGACACGCAAUUGGCGGCGUUCGAUGUCCUUCAGGAGUGUAUCUGGUGGGUCGAGUACCUGUGGCCUCUCGACGGCAACCUCAAGGUCCAGGACAGUUACAGGGAGUCGAUAAACGCGAGCAGCACCGCCAACGAGAUCAUCCAGCGCAACAGGGAGAUUGAGCUUCUCGACAUGAAAUCGCGGAACCGCACCGCCGAGCACAAGACUCGAAUGUUUGCGACGCCGCCGGAGGUGGCCAUUGCGCAAGGCGACAGCAUGUGUCCCUUGUGCCAGGAGGAUUGGGAUCACUUUCCGUUCCACGAGCCGGUCAAGCUCCCGUGCUGCAACAAGUUCGUCGGGCGCAGGUGUAUGAAGCAGUGGUUGGCCUCUAAGCCGAUCCGACCGGCAGGCAACAACUACCUGACACGGGAGAAGUGGGUGGAGGAGUUCACGUGCGCGAUGUGCCGCAAGGGCGUUGGAAGCCAUUUCUCACCCAACUUCUUCGGGCAGAUGCUGGACACGCCUCCGAAGGAUAUCCGUGACUUCAGUUUCUAUGACGAUUUUGAAGGCUUUCCAAAGCCGGUGCACUACUGGCAACAGCGGUAA